AUGUCAGUCACGUCUCGGUAUGCGAAUACUGGUGUUGUGCGCCAAUUGUUGCGUGCCAGCUCUUCAACGCCAUCUGUAAUCACCACUGCUAUACAUGCAACCACCAACUCAACAGCAACAAUCAACUCCAAUUGGCAUCAAUCUCGAUCAUAUGCGGUUUCAAAAGGACCAAGAGCUCCGCUUCGAAAACCUCCAAGAGCUCCUAUAGAAGCACCAAGAUCCGUCCCUUCUCAAUCCCAAUCCAAGCCUCCGCCGGUCCUCGAUUUUGAUCGUUUAUACAAGGUUAACCAAGAACUCACACCCGAUGUUUUCGAGAAGGCCAUUAGACUAUGGGAUGGAGACCUAAGAGCACCCACGUCAGAAGAAUGCUACAAGCACGCAAUAAACUUUCUCCAACAAGUUCUUGAUGCUGCACCCGAUUUUCCGAACCUGGCUGCUAUUAACCUCCCACUGGAAACCGCGCAUGUGAUGGGGUGUCUGAUAUUCCUUGACAAUUCACCGGAAAUCCGGAACCUUGGAUGUACGCUCCUUGCAUCUGCCUCCGAGGCAAAUUACAAUCCCUCCACCAUCACCCUGGCAAGGUUGUUGCUUCGUUCAGGUAACUGGGGCAGUUCGCGGUCAUCCACACAUCUCCAGAAACGCUUCAUGAAGCUCGUGUUUGAAGGAAAAGACUGCAACGCCCUCGCCGUGUACGGAGAACAUCUAUUCAUGGCUCGCAAGUACGCCGCGGCUGUGCCCAUGCUGAACCAAGCCAUCAGCGUCGACGACGGCAUCUUCGAGUGGAGGCGUAUGUGCAUGCGGUAUCUCGCAAAGGCGUAUGCACAACUCGGAAAGAUCAAGGAGGCUGAGAAUGUGCUCGAGAAGCUUGGGGAUCCAGAUGCUUGGAUUGAGCUUGGUCCCCUGCUUGAUAGAGGCGGGUUUGAGGAUACGCGGCAGUGGCUGUAUAGAGAAGGGUAUGAAGGAAGGUUGGAAGAGUUUCGGAAAUUAGCUGAGAUGGAUUUCGAGAAGGCUUCCAAGGAGACGGACAAGGCUUUGAAGCAUGAGUAUAAUCUCUGGGCGAUGGAGUGGUCGAGACUAGCAGAUCCCAGUGUGGAAAACUAG
This is a messenger RNA of Fusarium poae, 1101 nucleotides long. RefSeq lists its product as uncharacterized. The coding region runs from base 1 to 1101 and encodes 366 amino acids. The record is from RefSeq and is a predicted model, not a curated record. Lineage: Eukaryota; Fungi; Ascomycota; Sordariomycetes; Hypocreales; Nectriaceae. The transcript has 2 exons. Gene Ontology annotation, molecular function: protein binding.